AUGGCAGUUAACCCGCCCCCUCCUUCCGCAGCCUUCCCCGCAUCGUCCCCCUUUUCCGCCUCCGCACCUUUUUUAUCCGCCAAUCCCCCGAUGUUCUCCGCUUCCGCGCCCGCGGAUUCCGCCGCGCCGUCCCCCGUCCGCCCGCACAAGCCCACCGGCCGGCACGGCGCGACCGACCAGCAACGGCGGCGCGAGCUCGCUCUGGAGCGGCAGCGCGCCGCGCGGCGGGAUCUCCAGCUGCACGCGCGGCACGUGGCUCUCGCCGCAACUGGCGCCGUGACUCUCGCGGAGGAGAUCGAGGCGCGCGAGUCUGCCGCCGCCGCAGCGCCAGAGACGAAAGAAGUUUCGCCGCUGCUUCCAGAGAUAUGCGAGUUCGACCAGGCUUCUGGCCAAUGGACGAGGAUCGACCAAGAGGGAUUCAAAAUCGACGGCUCAGGGAGACGGAUCGAGCAGAUCAUCUUUAAAUCGGACGGUUCCAGCUCUAGAAUAGAGCAAACUAGUAUCGAAACUAGAAUCCAUGCAGCGGAAGGGGAAAGCACAGAAGCGGAGGGUGCGUUGGAAGAAUCAGGUGGUGGGGAGGGAGUGUUGGGGAUGGUGCGUGAAGCGGGAGGGGAGGGUAUGGAGAUGGAUGGGGAGGGGGCUGGAGAAGGGGAGGAGGAUAGGGACGAGGAUCGUGGGGACCUUGUGGGGAUUGAACAGGAGAUGAGGGGGUUGUUUGUGCCGCGUGGUGAGGCUGGGGGGAGAAGAGGGAAGGGAGGAGCAGGAGGGGGCGGGCGGGGAGAGAGUGGGGGCGCGGCUGAUGCAGAGAGAGGGGUAAUAGACGGUGCAAGGGAGUGGUACGCGCAGCAGCUCAUGCUGCCCGAGUGGAUGGUUGACGUUCCUCCACGACUCGCCUCUGAUUGGUUCGUGAUGCCGCGGCCGGACGGGCGGCGCUGUUUGGUGGUAUCUGCCAACGGGACGACAGUGAGCCGCCUGCGCAACGGCCGCAUUCACCACCGCUUCCCCUCGCAUUUACCCAACGGGGCCAGGGCACCCGGUAUCGCUGCUGGCUCCCAUGUCUACUGCAUUCUGGACUGUAUCUUCCAUGAGCCCAACAGCACAUACUACGUUCUGGAUGUGAUGGCAUGGCGAGGCUAUUCUCUCUACGACUGCACUGCAGAGUUCAGACUCUUCUGGCUGCACACGCACCUGCCGCAGUGCGGUGCCUGCGACCCGCCCUCCCACUUCCACCGCUUCCGCUUCGCGCCCACGCCCUUCUUUGAGUGCCAUCGCCAAGGGCUGGAGGCUGCUUACUGCGGGUGGAGAGAGGCGGGGGGAGGGGCAGCAGGGGCAGGAGGAGCAGGGGAGGCAAGGGGAGCAGGGGGGGAGAUGGGGGGAGUGGAGGGAGCAGGGAUGGGAGCGGCAGCAGCAGGAACGGGGAGAGCAGCGUCAGUGGGUGAUGGCAGUGCCGAUGGAAUGGUGAACGGUGCACCAGUGCCAGCAGCUACACAAGUGGAGUUCACUCGCGAUGGGCUUCUCUUCUACAACCGCCAUUCGCACUAUACGUUGGGCCUCUCGCCCCUGGUGUUGCAGUGGAAGGAUGCAACGUGCAGCCGGUUCAUCAUUGACACAGAUGGGUCGGGGAAGAUUCCGGAGCGGCAGCAGGUGGUUCUCCUGCUAGCAGCAGACGGCUCUCUGGUGACAAGUGACGACCCUCCAGUGGUCUUCGGCUCCCUGCCCCCCCACACUCUCAACGAUCCCUCACUACACCUGCGCCCUAACAAGCUCCUGCGAUUCGCCAUUGGCCCGGGCGGGUUACACCUGGAGCAGGGGCGGGUGGUGGGGGCGGACCUGCUGCUUCAGGGCGCAGCUAAUCAGAGGAGAGGCGGCGCUGACAGCUGCUCCAAGAUUCUGUUUCAGUAUGCAGCUAGGCACUCCCCUCUCACCAUCCAAGACAUUGCUGCUGCGGCAGUGGCGGCGAGUGUGGCGCGUGAGGAAGCUUCUCUGAAGGUGGCGGACGGAAGCAGGGUGACGGUGGGAGUGCUAUCCAAGUGGGUGCACAUCGGGCGGGGGUGGGCGCCACGGCUCUUCCUUCUCAGACAGCGUCACCUCCUUUACUUCAAGCUCCGAGGCAGCGCCACAGCUGCAAUGAUCCAGAAGCUUCGGCAGCGCUACGAUCACGCCGCAAGACUUUCUUUCCCUGUGCCUGCUGGAUUGGCUUCUGCAGCUAAUGUGGAUACCGCGGCCACAGCUUCUGCUGCUAUCUAUCCCACUGCUGCUACUGAGCCAAUCUCCCCUGCUCUCUCCUCCCUCGGGAUUGCCUCUCUUUCUCCUAUGCCACCUCCUGCCCUUGCAUCUGCUGCAACUGGUGGUAACGAUGGCGAUGACAUCAGCAGCGGUCAUGCUGACGUGGACACAGAGCCGACCCCGUCACGCAUUUCCGUCCAGCCUAUGGUUGAUUUUCUGAGGGCCGCUGACGUCAGCGAUGACGUCAUCGUGCGAUGCGAGGAGGUGGUUUGGCGGCAGGUGGUGGUGCCGAUUGAAAAGGCUCUUUUGGAAUCGGAGCUGAUGCGCAUGCAGAGGAGGAAGGGGCCCAAGAGAGGGGCUGGCGGGGGAGGGAAAAGAGAAGAAAAGGAGGAGGAAGAAGCGGAGGAAUGGUCAGAGGAAGAGGUUCAGGAGGAAGAGGGAGAUGAAGAGAAGGAGCUUUUCUUCGAGGCGGCAGAAAAGUUGGCAGGGGAGGCAGGAGAGGGGUGGGAGGUGGGGGAGGGGGAGGGAUCACAGGAAGGGGGGAGUGAAGAGGAAGCGGGGCAGGGGGGGGAGUACAAGUGGGGAGGGGGUGGAGGUGGGGGAGUGGGGGGAGGAAGCGAGGGAAUAGGAGGAGGCGGGGAAGAGGGAAUGGCAGAGUGGGAAGGGGGGAGAGGAGCAGAGCAGCACGAGCCCAUGGAAGAAAGGGGGAGUGCUGGGCAGGCCGAGUUGCCGAUGGAAGAGAAUAUGAAAUUCGCCUCCCCCCUGACUUUCCCCUUCCCUCCACCUACUCUUGCUCCGCCCUCUUCAUACCCAUCUCCCCCUUCCCACCUCCAGAUCGGUUUUUCUUACCCCUUUGUUCCACGCCGCACGCGCCUCCCACUACCAGACAAGCAAAACCGCCCGGGCAGCCUGGCCGGGGGGCUGUGGGCGGCGCUGCGCGAGUGCGUGGGGCGGGAUCUGUCCCGAGUGUGCCUGCCAGUGCAGCUGAACGAGCCAAUCGGGUUGCUCCACAAGUGCGCCGAGGAGAUGGAGUACAGCUGGCUGCUGGACCGGGCGGCAGAGCACGGGCGGCGGGGCGAUCAGCUAAUGAGAGCCCUCCACGUGGCAGCCUUUGCCAUGUCAGGCUAUGCCAACACGAGUGGUCGCAUGCACAAGCCCUUCAACCCGCUGCUGGGAGAGACUUAUGAGGCCAGUUACCCCGACAAGGGCUUUAAGCUGCUCGCAGAGAAGACGUACGAGGCUGACUGCUCUGACAAGGGCUUUAAGCUGCUCGCAGAGAAGGUGGCCAGCGAAGAAGGUAGUGCGGUUCUGGGGGCCGUCAAUGCACCUGGUGCCGUGUGGAGUCAUCUCCACCCCCCUUCCUCCCCCUUCCCCCCCCAUUUUUCCCCCUUCCUCCCCUCUUCCCCUCGCCCCUCCCUGCAGGUGCGGUUCUGGGGACCGUCAAUGCACCUGGUGCCGUGUGGACUCACAUCCACCCUUAUUCCGCCACCCCUAUUCCUUCACCCCUAUUCCUGUUCCCCCUCCGCUUUCUUCCACUCUUGCCCUGCAGGGGGUGGAGAGCGGUACGAGUGGAGCAAGGUGACGACUGGCAUCUACAACAUAAUAGUGGGGAAGCUUCAAGUGGAGCAUUUCGGAACGAUGCACAUCCGAGGCAGUCUGGGUCUGUCAGUGCAUCUGCACUUCAAGGAGCCCUCGCUGUUCGACCGCAGCAAGCACCAGGUGAGAGAAGACCUCUUUGCCUCUUUUUGUGCAGCACAGGGCAGCCAGGACUGUUGGUGCAUCUGCACUUCAAGGAGCCCUCGCUGUUCGACCGCAGCAAGCACCAGCACAGGGCAGCCAGGACUGUUGGUGCAUCUGCACUUCAAGGAGCCCUCGCUGUUCGACCGCAGCAAGCACCAGGUGAGAGAAGACCUCUUUGCCUCUUUUUGUGCAGCACAGGGCAGCCAGGACUGUUGGUGCAUCUGCACUUCAAGGAGCCCUCGCUGUUCGACCGCAGCAAGCACCAGCACAGGGCAGCCAGGACUGUUGGUGCAUCUGCACUUCAAGGAGCCCUCGCUGUUCGACCGCAGCAAGCACCAGCACAGGGCAGCCAGGACUGUUGGUGCAUCUGCACUUCAAGGAGCCCUCGCUGUUCGACCGCAGCAAGCACCAGGUGAGAGAAGACCUCUUUGCCUCUUUUUGUGCAGCACAGGGCAGCCAGGACUGUUGGUGCAUCUGCACUUCAAGGAGCCCUCGCUGUUCGACCGCAGCAAGCACCAGGUGAGAGAAGACCUCUUUGCCUCUUUUUGUGCAGCACAGGGCAGCCAGGACUGUUGGUGCAUCUGCACUUCAAGGAGCCCAUCUGCAUCUGCUGUUCGACCGCAGCAAGCACCAGGUGCGUGGACGCAGUGGGAAUGUGGUGUGAGGUAG
This is a messenger RNA of Closterium sp. Yama58-4, 4635 nucleotides long. The record is from the annotation of a GenBank genome assembly. NCBI's taxonomy places the organism in Eukaryota, Viridiplantae, Streptophyta, Zygnematophyceae, Desmidiales, Closteriaceae.